Molecule: messenger RNA, 534 nt
Organism: Heterotrigona itama
Lineage: Eukaryota; Metazoa; Arthropoda; Insecta; Hymenoptera; Apidae
Source: the annotation of a GenBank genome assembly
AUGUGGAACGCUUCACGAUUUUGCGUGUCAUCCUUGCGCAGGGGCCAUGCUAAUCUUCUCUGUAUCGUUCCAAUUUUAGUAUAUGUACUGCCGAAGCAAGUACGAUUGCUAGUGUUCGUUCCUUUAAUUAGCAGUGGCGGCAAGAGAAGAAGAAGGUGGAGGUGCGCAGGAGGAACGCAGGGGCGGCGGUGGUGCAGGGGGUUGGCGGUAGAGAAGCUCGAACAGGAGGAGGUGGAGAUGUAUGAAGAGAGAGCAGGAGGAGGACGAGGAGAGGAAGAGGAGAAAGCAGGGCGACAGGGGGAGAGAAGGGGGAGGUUCGACGAGGAGGUAGACGAAGAGAAGGGGAUGAACGAAGUGAAGGGAUGCUGGUGGGGACGAAGAGGAUGGAAGGAGAACGCGUUUGCAGUGGGAAUCGGCGGAAGACACGGAAGUGCUUUAAAUAAUCGGCAGCAGACUGAAAAUAUCCAACGACCGGAAACAGCGACGGAGAGCACAAAUGCAGCCGAUAAUCAACAUAUUAAACGGCAGCGAAGC